UAAACAUACCGAUAAUUCAUCCUUUUGUGUGUAUUGCCGUCAUUCAAAACUCCGUAAAAUAUUUGAAAGGUUACAUAUGCUUUGCUGAAAAACAUACUUUGGAACCAUACUGAUUUCUAUAUAAUAUACAUAACUUCUGACUGGAGGUGACGUUGGACGUGAUGUCGUUUGACAAUUACUACAUGAACCGCUUAGGAUUACUUUCUCCUUUGAAAAUCGCAUCUCCACCCACAAAGAAAGAAGACCAGACAAAAACUGAUAUCGCAAAAAUUGCUACAAUUUCCACCGGGACUAUAUUGGCAGGGAAUGUGGCGGCGAAAGCGACAUUGGCUACCGUAGGAUUUAAAAGCACUGGGAUCGCGGCAGGGUCAUUUGCGGCAGUGUGGCAGUCUUCGUUAGGGAAUGUGGGUGUGGGAUCCUUAUUUUCAUCACUCCAGUCGAUGGGGGCCCUCGGGGGGUGUAUCUUGGGGCCAUAUGGGCUUGCCGUAGGAGCCUUGGCAGGUACUGGGGUCGGCUAUUGGUGGUGGAAUAGAAAUCAAGGAAACAGUGACAAGGAAACAGUAAAUAAAGAGGAUUAAUUGAAUUUGUAACGCUUAAAAAUUACCUAGCGUAAUUUAUGCAUGUUCUGGCUCUGGAAAUCUUUUGUAAAUAAAUUGUUUAACACAAAA
Messenger RNA from Folsomia candida, 668 nucleotides. RefSeq lists its product as uncharacterized. The record is from RefSeq and is a predicted model, not a curated record. Gene Ontology annotation, biological process: apoptotic signaling pathway. The transcript has 3 exons. Gene Ontology annotation, cellular component: membrane; mitochondrion. NCBI's taxonomy places the organism in Eukaryota, Metazoa, Arthropoda, Collembola, Entomobryomorpha, Isotomidae. Bases 162 to 578 code for a protein of 138 amino acids.